Messenger RNA from Perognathus longimembris pacificus (Pacific pocket mouse), 576 nucleotides. RefSeq names its product high mobility group box 4 (gene Hmgb4). Gene Ontology annotation, biological process: regulation of transcription by RNA polymerase II. The transcript has a single exon. Gene Ontology annotation, molecular function: DNA binding, bending. NCBI's taxonomy places the organism in Eukaryota, Metazoa, Chordata, Mammalia, Rodentia, Heteromyidae. The record is from RefSeq and is a predicted model, not a curated record. Bases 1 to 576 code for a protein of 191 amino acids.
AUGGGAAAAGAAAUCCAGCUAAGGCCAAAGGUGAAUGUCUCAUCUUACAUCCACUUUUUUCUGAAUUACAGAAACAAAUUCAAGGAACAGCAGCCUAAUACCUACCUUGGCUUUAAGGAGUUUUCUAGAAAGUGUUCAGAAAAAUGGAGAUCCAUCUCAAAGCAUGAAAAGGCCAAGUAUGAAGCCCUGGCCAAGCUUGACAAAGCCCGAUAUCAGGAGGAGAUGAUGAAUUACAUUGGCAAGAAGAAAAAACGGAGAAAGAGAGAUCCCCAGGCACCUAGAAGGCCUCCAUCAUCAUUCCUAAUCUUCUCCCAAGACCACUAUGCCCAACUGAAGAAGGAGAAUCCUGGCUGGUCAGUGGUGCAGGUGGCAAAGGCUACAGGGAAGAUGUGGUCCACGAAAACAGAGGUGGACAAGCAGCCCUAUGAGCAGCGAGCUGCUGUCCUACGAUCAAAGUACUUCGAGGACCUUAACACCUACCGCCAACAACACCAUGGCAGGAAGAGAAGCUUCCGGCAGUCAGCCAGGAACCAGCGUGGCAGAACUGAGCCCAACAAGCGAGAGGAUCCGGUUUGA